This is a messenger RNA of Pezoporus flaviventris, 1887 nucleotides long. RefSeq names its product DnaJ heat shock protein family (Hsp40) member C12 (gene DNAJC12). The record is from RefSeq and is a predicted model, not a curated record. Gene Ontology annotation, cellular component: cytoplasm. Lineage: Eukaryota; Metazoa; Chordata; Aves; Psittaciformes; Psittacidae. The transcript has 5 exons. Bases 241 to 834 code for a protein of 197 amino acids.
UUUAGCAGGUUUGUGCAACCGGAUUGGCAUCCUGCAGGGACCAAUGGCAAGCCGAGAAUUCAAGAAAAUUCUUGUGUGUCAGCUGCCAGCAUUAAAAUUGACUGGAGAGAACUGCAGACUUGGGUGGAAGCUGUGUUUUCCCUCAGGCUACCUGUAUCUCACCCUUGUGUGAGCUUUGUAGUGAUAUUCUGGUUUACACUCUCCGUGCCUGGGUUGAAAAAGCCUGCUGGACUAGUCCAGAUGGACGCAAUUCUGAACUGCAGACCGGAUGACUUGGAAGAUUACUACAAUCUGCUAGAAUGUGAUGAACUGUCUACGGUUGAACAAAUUCUUGCAGAAUUUAAGAUUAAAGCCCUUGAAUGUCAUCCUGACAAACAUCCUGGAAACCCCAAAGCAGUGGAGAAUUUUCAGAAGCUGCAGCAAGCUAAGGAAAUUCUUACUAAUGAAGAGAGUCGAGCGCGUUACGAUUACUGGCGACGAAGCAAAAUUACCAUUCCAUUCCAGCAGUGGGAGGCCUUGAGCAAUUCUGUGAAAACGUCAAUGCAUUGGGCUGUCCAAAAUAAGAAGGACCAAAUGCUGGAAGCUCCUGGCUCGAAUAAUAGCAGCAUCGUAACUAGUGAGAUUUGGACCCAAAAGACUGAAAACAGUGAAGAAGGACUGUCAGAUGGGAACAAGGAGCAAGAUGAUGUUGCAAUUCCUGAUGGGAAACCACAGUCUUCAAAGAAUCCAGACUCCCCAAGAUUUUCAGAGGCAAAUUAUUGGCACUUGAGUUUCCGCUGGUCAGGGGAUGCUCCGUCAGAGCUUCUGAGGAAAUUCAGAAACUAUGAGAUCUAAAAGUACACAUAAGAUCAUCUGUUCAACGAUUCAGUAUUGUUUUUUCCAGCAGUUAUAAGCUAUUUGUAUUUUGUAUUGAUGCAUUGCGAUGUGAACGUUGUUUGAAUAAAUGUUUUAAUACUGGUUUGCUCACACAUGAUAUGAGCAUUACGGGUGGAGGUCUUUUUGUUUAAUGAGCAAACUUAAGCAAAGCCCUUUUCAGUAUUAAUAUGAAGUAAUUUUGUGACGUUAUGUAACAUCCUAUAUAUUGUUUCUUGUACUCUUAAAUACUGUGUAGUGAAUAAUAUUUUUCUUAAUGCUGUGAUGUUAUGAAGAACAUACUCUUGGUAGAAUCAAAAGUCAAUGUUAGACUCCAGCAAAUGAUACUAUUAUGUAAUUAUCUUCCAAAAGCCAUAUGACAAUGAGCUUUAAACAAAACUGUGCUUAUUUCUAAACUGUGUAUUCUGGUUCACUUCUCCACUGCAUUGUUCUUCCUGUAGUGAUUUAUAGUGCACACAUGCCUAAUACUGUUACAAACUUAAUCUGUUGGAGAAUUGUGAUCUUACAGUAUGAAUUAAAUAAGAAGGUUCUUAUUAUUCAGGAAGGUCACCGUGAUAGAUCAAGCACUCCUAGAAAUCCCUUCACUUUCUAAUUUGUUAAGCAAGUAUACUUUUUGCACCAGCUAUUUAUUGUGGAAGGCAGUUUCUGAACUUCAGUUCUCCAGUUAGCAACUUUCUUCUUAAGAUUUAUUGGUGAACAGCUAAUACCCCUGGUGUGUGUGCCAGCAUUGGCCUGCCUGAACCUAGAGACCGUUUCUCACACUGUGGCUUAAUAUUAAUUUACCUCCUGGCUCUGGCUGGGUAGACAGGGUCUUAUCGAGGUUUUGUAUGGUGAAGAAUGAAGAAUCAGGCUAGUCAGCAUUAAUAUGUUUUCCGUAUUUUGGACGACUUUUCAUAUUCUACAUUGUUUAUUUUCUUCUUUGUAAACCCAGAUAAUGUGUUGGGUAUUGACAUUGUAUUUUUGUGCAGGCAAGUAAUUCCAUCAGCAACAAAUAAAACCGCAUGCAUACAAAAA